AUGAGUGAACAAACACAACAAUUACACCAUCAACAUAUGGGACUAAUUGGUAGUGGUGGUUAUCAACAAAAACAACAACAACAACAACAACAACAACAACAACAUUACACUCAAAUACCAACAAUACCUCUUCCUCACACUCACACUCAAACUAAUACAACAAUAAACAGUCCAAUAAAUACAACCAUACCCUCUGGUGGAUAUCAUAAUAGUGGAUAUCAUGAUAGAAAUACCACAAUGGGUGGUGUUGGAUAUGAUAGAGGUGGCGGUGGUUACUAUGGAACGAGUUGGAGGGGUGGUGGUAGAGAUCAUCAUCAAAAUAGUUGGAGUGAUAGAAGGGAAGCUUACGAUAGAGGUAUAAGUGGUUACUAUGAAAGAGAUUAUGAUAGAGAUAUGGGUGCAUAUGAUAGAGGUGUCUAUGAAAGAGGUAGAGGUGGUUUUAGAGGUGGUAGAGGUAUCACACAUAGGGGUGGAUAUGGUGGUGGUGGUGAUAGAGGUAUCGGAGGUGGUGGUUUUAGAGGUGGUGGCGGUGGUGGUGAAUAUAAUGAUCAUAGAUUCAUUGAUAGAGGUAGGGAAACUUAUUCUGAAAGAUUUAAUGAUAGAUAUAAUAAAGAUUCACCACCAACCCAAAUCCCAAAUACGCUAAUUACACCUAUUCAAUCUAAAUUUUCAACAACUCCAACAACAACAUCAACCACCACAACUGUAGAUAAUAACAAUAAUAGUAAUAACAUACAACCAUCUGUAAAACUAGAAGCAAGAACUUCAAAAUGGGAUAGUAUUACCCCUGUAGAAACACCAUUAAAAAUACCUCAACAAACAUCAACACCAACAACAACAACUACCACAUCAAUACCAACACUAACACCAACAACAUUAACACCAACAACAUUAACACCAUCAAUAGUUUCAUCAUCAACAACAACAACAAUUCAAGUAAAGAAAGAAGAUAAUAAUAGUAAUAAUAGUAAUAAUAGUAGUAGUAAUAGUAAUAAUAAUAAUAAUAAUAACAAUAAUAAUAACAAUAAUAAUAAUAUAGUUAAAAUUAAAGAUGAAAUUGAAUCUAAAUCUAUUAUAGAAUCAAUGAGUCAAGCAGAAUUUAGUUUUUAUCAACAAAAAUCGAUACAAAUUGUAGAUAUAUUAAAGAAUAAUGGUACAUUUGAUAAGAUUAGAGAUAUUAUUACAACUCAAAUCAAUUGUAAAGGUAUUGGUGAUAGUAUUUUAAAGAAAACUCAAGAAGUUUUAAAGAAUAAUGAAACAUUAGAAGCAUAUGCUGUAACAAAAAGUUUACAAAAAAGACAUGUAAUGAGUGAAUUAAAAAAAAAUACUGAAUCAGUUGCUGUAUAUAUUCAAAAAGAAAUUCAAAAUUUAAUAAAUGAUGAAAGUAAUGAUGUUUGUAAAGCAAUAACUGAUAAUAUUUCAAAUGUAAUAAAAUCAUUAAAAGAACAAAAGGGAUCAGAUGGUUUGGUUGAUGAAAAAUCACCAGAAUCUGUAAAAAAGAAAUCCAAAUCAUCAUCGUCAAAAACUCAAUCAAAUCCUACGACACCAAUUACUUCUGAAUCAAAAGCUACAAUACCAACAACAGUAUCAACCCCACCUACUACAACUACACCAACAACAAAUAAUACAACAACAACAACAACAACAACAACAUCUAUAACUUCACCAAUAACAAAUACAAAUUUAGCAUUAUCUAUUACAGGUAAAAUACCUUUAGCAUCAAUUCCAAUACCUAAAAAAGUAAUAACAAAUAAUGGAAGUAGUAAUGGAAAUAGUAAAAAGAAAAUUAAUAUAGAUAGUAGUGAAAGUAGUGAUAGCGAUAACGAUAGUGAUAGUGAUAGCGAUAGUGAUAGUAAUAGCGAUAGUGAUAGUGAUAAUUAUGGAUAUAGCGAUAGUUCAGACUCUGAUAACAAAAAGAAAUCUAAAAAGAAACCAUUAUUAAAAGCUAAAAAUGCAUCAAAAUCAUCAAAAUCAUCAUCAUCAUCGCAUGAUAAAUCAUUUAAUUCAAGAAGGAAACCAAUAUUAAAAUCUUCUUCUUCUUCAAAAUCGUCAUCCUCUAAAUCCACUUUGAAAUCUUCUUCCUCAAAAUCAUCAUCUUCUUCAAAAUCCUCCUCAAAAUCAUCAUCAUCCUCUUCAAAAUCGAGAUCAAAACCAAAAAGAAAAGAAAUUAACACUAGUGAUAGUGACGAUAAUUAUAUAAGUAAUAAAAAAAGAAGACAAUAA
This is a messenger RNA of Dictyostelium discoideum AX4, 2223 nucleotides long. RefSeq lists its product as hypothetical. The transcript is spliced from 2 exons. Lineage: Eukaryota; Evosea; Eumycetozoa; Dictyosteliales; Dictyosteliaceae. The record is from RefSeq and is a predicted model, not a curated record. The coding region runs from base 1 to 2223 and encodes 740 amino acids.